AUGCAACAAGCACUCCCCUACAAAGAUUGCCUUCCCACCACCACCUCCUCCAACGGUGGCGCCACCACCACAGCAGCUAACUCAAGUAUAACAAAAUUGGUGGCGGAGAAUCCAGUGGUGGUGUUUGCCCGAAGUGGGUGCUGCAUGUGCCAUGUUGUCAAACUUUUGUUGCAGGGCCAUGGCGUCAAUCCCACCAUGUUUGACAUAAAUGAGCAAAAUGAAGCAGCCACAAUAGAAGAAUUUUCCAAGAUUAUCGAUAAUCCAGAAGAGAAAGCCGACCGGCCACCACCACCAUUUCCGGCAGUUUUUGUCGGCGGAAAUUUUUUUGGUGGGCUUGAUGAAGUUAUGGCGGCUCAUAUUUCCGGUGAACUGGUGCCUCUGUUAAGAAAAGCUGGUGCCUUAUGGCUGUGA
Messenger RNA from Fraxinus pennsylvanica, 411 nucleotides. NCBI's taxonomy places the organism in Eukaryota, Viridiplantae, Streptophyta, Magnoliopsida, Lamiales, Oleaceae. The record is from the annotation of a GenBank genome assembly.